UUAAAAGGAACACCAUAAAUAAUUAAUAAUUGUUUACAUCGAUUACUGGAGUGGUCGUUGUCUGUCGCCAUGCGUGUACGCCUUUAAAACGAAAAUAACAUGUACAAUAUAUUUUUAAAAUGUUAAAUUUUGCCGUAAGCGCUUCGAAUAGAAAUCUUACCUGCAGAUUAAUUGCGGAUGAAGCGCGUUGUAUUUUGUGAAAUAAUAACGAUGAUAUAAAUAUUAAUCGUACAGUUUCUAUACACACAAUAGCUUGCUGGGCAUCUAGAAAAUAUCGAGUUAGUGCACGUCCGUACCACACGUACCUUUAAGUAAAUAUUCCACAAGCAUUAAGCGAUUUCGAAUCUAAACAUAAUACAGUGCCUUUCUUAAUACAGAUAUAAUGUUAUGAGCGUUAAACCACCUUUAUUUUCAUAACAACUGGCGCUCUUUAAAAAAAACAUUGAAUUAUUUAAAUGGACCGAGACUCUUUAUUGAACAUAUUUGGCCCCAAUAGUCGUGGAACUUACACAGUGUUUCUGUGUUUCACGUCUUAUGAGUUUGCAGGGUUAAUGAGGAGAAAAACAUGCCACAAAUUCCUAAUGAAAUACUGUUUGUGACCCUUUUAGAUGACGAGUUUUAAACUGAGUAACUUGGGGUUACGAUUUUACUGUUCCCCAAACUCUAAUAGAUCAGAAAUGCGUGAACAGUAAAAUUGCCACAUACUUCUCAUCUCUUUAAGCUAAAAUUAUUCAGAAAAAAAGUAUUCAAAGUCGCUGUUAAUUGAAACUUGAUCAUUUGGGCUAAAAAAAACAAGGUCACGAAAAUUAGACAAAAAAGUGAACACUACAAUCGCCAGUUUAAACAAUAAAUCACCUUAGCCCUUUGUGUGAACGACUUAAUGCAACAGGGCAAUCGAACGCCUUAUUUAAACACUGGUUUGAAUCAAUUUUUGAAUUGGUUUUCUAACUGAAUGAAACAUGUUUGUAACAGUAUAGCAUCUACGACUUGUUUAAUAUACGCAUAUAGCUAUUUUUGGACAAGGCGAGAUUUACAACUGUGAAAAACAAGAGAUUUUAAAAAUCGCUUAAAAGAUUAUAUGCGUUCUAUUAAUAGACAUAGUCGAGUGCAUCAGUGGUUAAAUGGUAACAAAAGAUCUAUAAAUAAACAUAUAAUCGACGUCUUUGUAGUAAAAUGCAUGUUCAAAAACUCGCAGGUUGCUGGUUCAAUCAAAGCUGGACCUACGCUUCUUACUCAUUUUGUUUCCAUCAGACGUUAAAGAGAGUAUGCACGAAUUUUAUAUGUGUAAAAUUGUAAUAUAUUGAUAAAAAUAUGUUACAAUAACACAAAAUUGGCAAGAAAAAUUAUACAUUGAAGACGAAUUUCAUAAAAUGCAGCAAAGACAAAUUAGCGCCCCGAGCCGAUUGUGACGAAGAUAUUUCGUACAUAUUUUCUUACAAUAACCGAAGCAUUCGUCUUUUUAUUAGGAUCGGAGUUAGUGUUCGUGUUUCGUACGAAUACAUAUCGUUGCAGGAAAUUAAAAUGAUCCAUAAAACUAAAUUUAGAUUCACACCGUACAUGCAGGGCCGGAUUAAGCUGUUUUGGGGCCCAAGGCUGCAUAUGCUUCGGUGGCCCCCUUCCCUCUAGCCCCUUCUGUUUAUUGAAAACCAUACUUGACACUACAACUACAAAGAUCAAAAAACUUGAAUUUGUAUAUAUAGCAAAACAACAUUGACAAUGUAAAACUAUUUUAUUAACUGAACUUAAAAUGCAUGUUACAUGUAACAGAUUCCAUCCUAUAAGUUUCUUUUACGACAGCUGUGAAACGUCUAGUUCUCGAAGGACUUGACAUUUAGUAGACCGUAGCCCAAUGCUGUCAACCUUUCCUGAAUCAUGGUGUUCCGUAGAUAGUUUUUCACGCGUGAUUAUGUUGAAAAUGACUACCUUGACAGUUAUCAACUGGAAUUAUUCGUAAAGCGGUCGCAAAGUUGUCUGUAAUUUACCGCCAUCUAACUUCAACAGUUUACUUAUGUGGGUGAUGGUUCUGUCUUGGUCCGCUUUUAAGAUGGUUUUGAAUGAACGAGCCCGUCAACAGAAGACGCCUCGAUGUCACCUGGAUUAGAUUCCAAAAGAUGCGUUGCACAUUCUCGCAGAUCAUCCAAGGUGAGAGACUCAAACUUUGUCAUUAAACCAAACAGUUUGUCAAGACCAGAAUAUGCGCUCAACCGCUUGGGAAGUUCAACAAUUAAUGAGACAAUCAACUAUGCAUGUCAUAUGUGUGAAUUUAAAUAUUGUCGCGUGCACUUACUCCAAAUUUACAUCUGGUGUCGAACUCUCGUCACGAAAUAGUUUCCGCCGAUCCUUAUGCGUAUUUGCAUCCUACUAUUCGUUGAUUGCAACAGACGGUUUGGUCUUCUUUUCAAUGUCGUCAAACCUGUCCAGAUGUUGGCAUGACCAUACGGGCAAGUCGUAUAUUAAAAGAGAAACUAAUGGUUCUGAAUGGAUAUACAACACAGAAAGAAAACUGAUAGCAUAUUUAAUCAAAGCGAACUCAACGGUAACAAUUCGACAUACAUCAGGAAACUUGUAAAAUUACACAGAAAAUUUCUACUGCAUUCCCUUUAGAGUCGUUCAAUGGCGUAAUAAAGAACGACUAUACAUUGGGAAACUAGUCUGCCGUUAGGGGCCCCUUUAAAAUCGGGGGCCCAAGGCUGCAGCCUUGUUAGCCUAGUGGUUAGCCCGGCCCUGCGUACAUGCAUGGUAUACAUGCUGGCGAAUUCGAGCGUACAGACAUUUUCGAUUUCAGAAUUAAAUAUCUGGCUUAUUUCGCAUUUUUCGACACAUGUUCUUCUUAAACUUUAUUUUAAUUUAUAUUGAAAUAUAUGUAUAAUAAGUUUUUUUUACACAUUUGAUAUAAAUUCAUAAAUAUUUGACAAAAUCGUGCAUACUCUCUUUAAACCGCGCUGCAGUAUACUACGCGUUUAAAACCGGGAAUCUAAAGAGCAAGUCUUACUUUCCAAAAUCUGGUGAUUUAACGUUACAGGACAGUGCUCAGUACAACAAGGGGUUUAAUGGACGAAUACAAGUAAGGCCACACACGUGAUGAUGACAAGUCUCUUAAAAGCCUUAUCUAAUUAUAGAUAUAAGAAUUGUAGACAUACAAUUUGAUGCUGAUGAUUAUUCUAGUUUACAUUACCUCGAGAGGCUAAUGGGAUAGCACGUGAAAUGAAAAUUUAAACACACUUGCGCGCACGCGAAUCGCGAAAAACCAAUAGUCCGUAUAGUUUAUCGAUCUAGCGCGCUGCUUUGGACGCUUUCCCAUUAUACACUCGAGGUAUUGUCACAGAACAAGCAAGAAUGUUUGCAGAGCUAUGUAAAUCCGUUUAAUUACUGAUGCAAGAUGGUUUAGUUCAAAUUAUUUGUGAAUUUGAAAUGAUGGGACUGUGCACACACGUGCUUUUUAUCUGAAUCGUUUAAAGGCUUUAUUUAAAAUUACGGAACGGAAAAUAGCUUAUCCAAGUGAUUCCACGCUGUCGCAAUGGUCGAAAACGAAGCCACCAUCAAACAGUUACGUCAAAGCCUAAUUUCCGGUAACAUCGAUGACGUCAUUGGCAUACUGACGGAGAGCGAUGGCGUCGACAUCGACUUUCGUGACGUCACGCACGAUCUACAGACGAUUUUAAUGUUCUUGUGCUACGUCGAAAUAGACACUUCAUCAAAAUUGAAUGUUAUGGCGGCCAUCUUGAAAAAGAGCCCGGAUGUUAAUAUCCAAGAUCGUUUAGGUCGAACCGCAUUGAUGCAUUCGUGCAUAGCGAAUGCUCCGGUUGUUACUGAACGUCUUUUAGAAGUUGAUGACGUCGAUGUAAGCGUGUUUGACGUAGAUGGGAAUACAGUGAUGACGUACGCGAUUUUGAAUUGUGACGCGUACACAGUUGAAGAUCUAUUAGACCACGUUGGAGGACCGGAGCUACUUAAUAAGCCCAAUCUUAUAGGUCAGACACCUUUGGCUAUAGCAGGGAAGCGAAACGAUCCGGCGGUCAUGCGUCUGUUAAAGCCGCAUCAGCAAGCGGCGACGAAGAUUGUCGAGGAAUUCCGAAAACGCCGGAAGCCUCGAAAUCGUGACGUCACAAAGCAGCUUCCGCCUGCAUAUUCGCCUUCACCUGAGCGCCGCGUGGGCAAUAUUUCAAAUGGAAACGGCUGUGGCGGCGCCGGUAUUGGUAGAGGUCAAAAUUCAGCGUUUUCUCAAUACUCAAGUGAUUCAGAUGAUCACGGUUCUAAUGACAUCACUACAGCAGACACGUGUGACUCAGACCCAAGCACAUGCGCGGAGAGACCGGCCUAUCCUCGCAUGAUGACGUCAUUGUCUCUGACAUCACCGAAAAUGGGUCGACAUCACCAUAAACAAGACUGCUUGCUGACGGAGACGCUUUUACACAACCAAUCAAAAAUGUUCCCGAACAUCGCCGGGAUGAGAGUAAGCAGCGCGGAUGCCGCUGACAUUGCAGUGAAUUAUGAUAAUCUGAGGCGCGGUAGACGCCCGUCUGUGUCACUUCCAGACCUGCGCAAUGUGACUGGAACUCUUGUUAGUUCCGGGAAUUCAUCGCCCGCCAUCUCAGCAACAAAUUCUGAAGGUUGCUCCCCAACUCCGGACGACCCCGAUAGUGAUGACGUAUUUUCACAAAGUUACCCUACGUCACAAUUAUUGCGUACGAACGGGCCGAAAGUUACGUAUCAACGACAGCAAAGCGCUGGGCAACUUUCCCUUCCGGAUAUCAAUCGAGGGAUUGUAACUCUAGUAUCACCGAAAAGUAAGAAUAUUGGACUUAGCCCCCUUGUUCGACAACGGAAAAUUUCAAAUAGUGACGAUCACUUACUUCAGAAAUCAAAUAAGAUUCGUUCGUGACAUUUGAACAUUGUUAUUGUUAUUGUUAUACAUUUUACAUUUUAUAUGAACAAAAGCUGUUCAAUUGUAGAAUCUAUUUAGAUCUACUUGUCUUCAAUAUUUU
Molecule: messenger RNA, 4985 nt
Organism: Dreissena polymorpha
Lineage: Eukaryota; Metazoa; Mollusca; Bivalvia; Myida; Dreissenidae
Product: ankyrin repeat domain-containing protein 34B-like
Exons: 3
Coding region: 3518-4882 (454 amino acids)
Molecular function (GO): protein binding
Source: RefSeq, a predicted model, not a curated record